Juglans regia (Persian walnut) is the source of this 1431-nucleotide messenger RNA. RefSeq lists its product as uncharacterized. The record is from RefSeq and is a predicted model, not a curated record. The transcript has 6 exons. The coding region runs from base 244 to 1215 and encodes 323 amino acids. NCBI's taxonomy places the organism in Eukaryota, Viridiplantae, Streptophyta, Magnoliopsida, Fagales, Juglandaceae.
GAUUCGAUUCGAUUCCCAAAGAUUAGGCCUUGCCAGUGUAACUCUCUCUAGGGCUUGCAAUCUCCUAUCCUCUGCAAAUUCUUGGCCUUCAUUCGCCCUCAAAGAAAACCAAGACGCCCUUGUUUUCGUCCUCCAAACUCAUACCCUAAGUCCAUUCACCGCAUUUGAGAGGUUCAGUUUUCUCUUGUGAAUUCGGGUUCUCGAGGUUAUAGGGUUUUGAUCGGGGUCCAAGAAUUCCUCGAGAUGGACACCUCCCAAGGAGUCGACGACUACAUCAAAGAAUCCAUUGAUCACUCCCUAGGGCUCCCCGUAUCCACGCGGACUCUGGAUUUGAAGCUUCACUCCUCCGAAGAGGCACAGCGCCGACUCCACAACCGGUGCCUUUCCCUACAGACCCAAUUGCAGGAGAAAGAAGACGUCAUCGAGCGCGUUAGGGCUGAAGCGAGUAUGAAUGCGUUAGCAUUGAAGAAGUUCGUGGAGGAGAAUCAGAACUUAGCUAUGGAGUGUGCAAAUCUUUUACGUCAACGUAAUAAGUGGGAGAGGGAGUGCUCGCUUUACGAUCGUGACCGCCAAGCCUUGAUGGAAUUUGGGAAUGAGACCGAUCAGCGUGCCAAGGAGGCCGAGAUUCGAGUUCAUGAGUUAGAGGAGGAGGUCAGAAGGAUUUGGGACGAAUUGCAGUUCUACAAGCAUGAAUACAACAUGCGUGCGGUUGAUUCAUCUACCGAUGAAACAGUUAUAGAGAACAAUUUACUUGAGUCAGUGCUAACAACAUUGAUCAUUAAAGAUGAUGUUGCAUCGGUACAUGGUUUCUUGGAGGCCAAUAGCAGGCAUGAGUCAUGUCAAACGAUGUUAAAAAUGUGGAAUUGCUUGAGGCCAUCAACCCAAAAAGUCCUUUCAUUAGCUGCUGAAGUGAAGAUACUUGAGAAAGAUAAGGAAUGUCUAAGGGUUAACCUUACUAGAGCUAAAGAGGAGGUAAAAGUGCUGUUUGAAGAAAAUAACAUAUUGAAUGAGGAGAAUACAAGGUUACUGAGGCAAUACCAGAAAGAAAGAAGCCAUGGUUCUGGUGGGAAACACUCCGGCAGUGCUUCUGCCACGGCCAAGUCAAACAAGCGAAAAUCAAUCCCCUCGAUGAGCAGCCCAAUUGAGAAGAAGCUUGAUUUUAAUGAUCUAGAUUUGUCAAGACAGCCCCUGUCAAUCUUGCAAUAUAACUCCUGACCCUACAAUGCACCGGUUCUAACAAAAUUUCGCAAAUAAGUUUGAUGUUCUAACAAAAUGUCAGUGGCAACUACAAUUUAGAAGAUCUUGAAUUAAGAUUUAGUUUCCUGUCACAAUGACUUCUAGUAAAGGAAGGGCUUUCUUCCUUAUGGAGUUUGUCAUUUGUCUGUGGAGGUAUACUAUAGAGAAAGGUUAACAGUUGAAUUAUGAUUUUUG